Heteronotia binoei (common prickly gecko) is the source of this 1271-nucleotide messenger RNA. Its product is annotated as interferon-inducible GTPase 5-like. The record is from RefSeq and is a predicted model, not a curated record. The transcript is spliced from 2 exons. Gene Ontology annotation, molecular function: GTPase activity; GTP binding. The coding region runs from base 1 to 1251 and encodes 416 amino acids. Lineage: Eukaryota; Metazoa; Chordata; Lepidosauria; Squamata; Gekkonidae. Gene Ontology annotation, cellular component: membrane.
AUGGCACCAAGUGGGCGGAAAAGGCGUCGACUUGACCCGGGGACGGUUCAGCCCCCAGUGGCUGAGCUCACAGGAGAAUGUGACAUUGAGAACAUUGAAGAGAUUAAAGAUGCUCUUGAAGGAGGGAGAAUGGCAGAUGCUGCCUCCAAGAUCAUGGAAAACUUGCAGGCCUUGGAAAACGCUUGUCUUGAUAUCGCAGUAAUAGGAGAGUCUGGCUCCGGGAAGUCCUCUUUUGUUAACGCCAUCCGAGGCCUAGGAGAUGAAGACGAUGGAUCUGCCCCCACCGGGGUGGUGAAGACGACUGUAAAGCCAACUCCCUACCUGCACCCCAAGCAUCCCAAAGUGACGGUUUGGGACUUGCCAGGAAUCGGUACACCCAACUUCCAGUCUGACACUUACCUGGAACAGGUGAACUUCUCCCGCUAUGACUUCUUUAUUCUCAUCGCCUCAGAACGCUUCAAAGCCAACCAUGCCCAUCUGGCCAAAGAGAUUGAGAAGCAGGGCAAACGCUUCUAUUUUGUACGUUCCAAAGUAGACGCGGACCUGGAGGCCACCAAAAAGCGUCGACCACAUGCCUACAAUGAGGAGGACAUCCUGCGACAGAUCCGUGAGAACUGCAAAGCGUGCCUGGAGGCUGAAAAAGUGGUAUCACCGUGUAUCUUUCUCCUUUGCAACUGGGAGCUGAGCAAGUAUGACUUUGUGCUGCUGCGGGAAACCUUGGAGAAAGAGCUUCCGAGCCACAAGAGACACGCCUUCCUCCUUGCCCUGCCCAACGUCUCUCUAGAAAUCUUACACAAAAAGAAGGAGGCCUUAAAGAAGCAGAUCUGGAAGCUUGCUACUGUCUCAUGUUUUGUGGCAGCAGUGCCCAUCCCAGGAUUCUCCAUGGCCUGCGACGUGACUAUCCUGAUCAAGACCCUCUCGGAGUACCACAAGAGCUUUGGCCUGGAUGACUACACCCUGGAGAAGUUGGCAGAGAAGGUGGGCAAGCCUGUGGAGGAGAUCAAAGGGGUGAUUAAGUCCCCCUUGGCCAGGGAGAUCUCCAAGGAUGUGGUGUUGAAGAUGCUGAGCAAGGCUGGAGACAGGGCAUUGAUGAUGGCUAAGUAUUAUGCUAGCAUAGUGCCCAUAUUUGGUUCUCUGGCUGCUGGGGGGAUCUCCUUUGGAACCACCUACCACAUGCUCCAGAGUUCCCUCAAUGAAGUAGCAGACGAUGCUCACAAUGUUCUCAUCAAAGCCUUUGAGUCUGACGUUUAAAAAGAUUCUUGGGAUGGAAG